GUGGUGAUGAAGACUAAACAUGUACGUUUCACUUGCAGAAAACUGUCUGAAUACUUAAAAUUCGUUUUUUUUGUGAGGUAUUUAGGUCUCUUUUCCAUUGACCGUAAGUAUUGGCUACAUUAUCAAACCGAUCAACUCCUUCAUAAACAUUUCUUUACAGAUAGUUAGUUCGGCUCAUGAAUGUGCAGCAGUUGUCAGCUGAACUCAAGCCUGUCUGAUCUGAACUGAGCUGAUAUCUCUCUGUAUAAAUAAUGACUGACACUCAGCGCGAUGAAGAGUUGCGCCCGGUUCCGAAAGAGCGAGCCGUCCUCGAGAGUUUCUUCACCCAGCUCGGCAUGUGCUGGUUCGACAGGGCAAAGGAUUAUGUGGAGAAGGAGAAGGACGCCAGUAAGAGCGCUGGGGCCAUCUGGGUGGCAUUGCUGGCCGCCCUUGCCCACCUGGCAGCUGCAGAGAAAGCCUACCACAACAUGACUUUCCUCGGGCAGAAACUGGGUGGCCAGUCAUUCUUCAGCCGGAAGGAUUCUAUCAGGACCAUCUAUACGUCUCUGCAUAAUGAACUGAAGAAGGUGGUCUCCAUGGGCCGCCACACAUCCGGGGGAUCAACACUCAAUCUGGAAGAUCUGCUGUCGCAUUUGUCCGAGCAGCUCUGUCACUUCACUCAGGCCAGAAUGGAGAUCGCUGACUUCUACGAGAAGAUGCAUUCGCUUGGCAGCCAGAAGACAGUCAACUCUGAGGAGCUUGUGAGCACCCUGGAAACCAUUUUGCAGAAGUACAGUUCCAGAUUUUACCAUCCGAUCCUGAGCAGUCUUGAAAGCAGCUUUCAGGUUGAGGUGGACGUUUUGACGCAGCUUUUGCGAUGUCAGGCGCAGAUCUCAGAGUGGCACUUCCUUCCAUCUCUACUAAACCUGCAUGGGGCGCAUUCAAAACUGCAGGCGUGGGGCCAGGUUUUCGAACGCCAACGUGAGACCAGAAAAAAUCUUUUUGGAGGACAAUCGCAGAAGGCUGUGCAGCCACCACACCUGUAUUUGUGGCUACAGCGUCUCGAAGCGGCUCUCCUCGCCAAGUUCAGCUUCUAUUUCCACGAGACCCUCAGCCGCCAGACGUCUCAGUCCGAAAUGAAGACCCUGACGGCUCGCACCUCGUCCGAUUACUUCGGCAAGAUCUCCGGCUUCAUUCGCAAGCACGAUGCUUCCAAUGUCUCGUUGAUCUUUGACAACCGUGGCUCGGAGAGCUUUCAGGGACACGGCUACCAUCACCCACAUUCGUACCGUGAAGCCCCCAAAGGUGUGGACCAGUUUCCUGCUGUGGUGUCACUUCCAGGCGGGGAGAGACCAGUCACGCACUGGCCUAAUGUCAUCAUGAUUAUGAGCGACCGAUCCACUGAGCUGAACGCUCUGGAUAAGGUGGUCCACUUCUACGACGAUAAAGUCCAAAGCACUUACUUUUUAACAAGGCCUGAACCCCACUUCACUAUAGUGGUUAUCUUUGACGGGAGGAAAUCUGAGAGGGACUCACACAUUGUGGCAUUCUUACAGGAGUUAACAGGAUCUUUGAGAAACUCGAAACCCUUUACUACGCUCAAACCAGGGUCCAAGGGCUGAAGUUCAUAAUUAAAGCUCAUCAUUUCAGUAUUAGAAUAAUAAAUUGGUUGUCCAACCCAAAUAUAUAUAUUAUUUUAGAAAUUGCACAAUUACCUCAAUAUCAAUUCCCCUCACUUGCACAUCCCUGGUUAGCAUGUUUAAUACAUCACUGAUGUAAUUGUCUUUUAUGAUUUGUGCUGUUAAAACGGUUGUAGAAUAUAAACCUUUUAUCCCAUUUCACCUUUGAUGAAUAUUAAUGAGGUCCAAAUACUUCAUGAGCUCAAACAUUGCAGACCAAAGACAAAUAUCACAGUUGUUAUAGACAAUAAUGUUUGCCUCGUUUUUAAUUUGCUAUCUUCUAAUGGUUUAAAUUAGUUUUCUUGCCUUCCUGCUCAGCAAGUGGACGUGCUUUGCCAAAUGUGAAAGGGACUUAUUGCCAAUAAUUAUGAUUUUCCUUUUUAUUGUUAAUUUGCCAUGUGCAACACAUUUUAAUAAUAGCUAACCCUUUGAUUUUAACAUUUGAUUGAUUUAUCCAUUGUGUAGUUCUAACACUUACUGAAAUAAAGUUUUUA
Messenger RNA from Xyrauchen texanus (razorback sucker), 2152 nucleotides. RefSeq names its product KICSTOR subunit 2. Gene Ontology annotation, cellular component: KICSTOR complex. The transcript is spliced from 3 exons. Gene Ontology annotation, biological process: cellular response to amino acid starvation; cellular response to glucose starvation; protein localization to lysosome. NCBI's taxonomy places the organism in Eukaryota, Metazoa, Chordata, Actinopteri, Cypriniformes, Catostomidae. The coding region runs from base 252 to 1601 and encodes 449 amino acids. The record is from RefSeq and is a predicted model, not a curated record.